This is a messenger RNA of Didymella exigua CBS 183.55, 1506 nucleotides long. RefSeq names its product zinc-binding oxidoreductase CipB. Bases 164 to 1189 code for a protein of 341 amino acids. Gene Ontology annotation, molecular function: oxidoreductase activity, acting on NAD(P)H. The transcript is spliced from 4 exons. NCBI's taxonomy places the organism in Eukaryota, Fungi, Ascomycota, Dothideomycetes, Pleosporales, Didymellaceae. The record is from RefSeq and is a predicted model, not a curated record.
CACCAUGGUUGCUUACCAAUGCAUUGCCAGGCUUCCAACAUGGUGGGGUCGAACGGGAGGCUCUGCAACGGAGCACCAGAGCUGAAUUUGCAGCGCUUGUCUCUUCUCCCACCAGCUCUAGAGACCCCUCUUAGAUUUACAAUACUUCAAUCGAUCACACACGAUGUCCAAUAAAGCUGCAUACAUUAUGGAGGCCAAGGCCAACCCAUUGCAGGUCAGGGAAGCUCUUUUGCCGUCUGCCGGUAAAGGAGAGGUCGUUGUCAAGAAUUACGCUGCUGCUGUUAAUCCGGUAGACUGGAAGAUCCAGGAUUACGGCAUCUUCCUCCAGAAGUACCCCAAUGUCUUGGGCACAGAUGUAGCCGGCGAAGUCCACGAGGUUGGCGAGGGCGUCACACACGUCAAGAAAGGGGAUCGUGUCCUAGGUCACGCCUUCUCCCUUGUAUCCAAUAACCCAGCCCAGGGUGGCUUCCAGCUCUACACGUCCCUCAACGCCCUCGUCGUCGCUAAGAUCCCCGACUCCCUUUCCUACACUUCCGCCGCUGUUCUCCCCCUCGCCAUAUCGACCGCUGCAGCCUGUCUUUUCAAAAAGGAGACACUCGCUCUUUCCCUCCCGGAGAUCUCAGAUGCCAACCCGCUGUCAAGUGGCAAGUCGGUGCUCGUCUGGGGCGGUUCGAGCAGUGUGGGCGCAACUGCAAUUCAACUCGCAACCGGAGCCGGACACAAGGUUGUCAGUGUCGCAUCAAAGCGCAACAUCGAAGGUGUCAAGGCGCUGGGCGCCGCGGCGGUGUUCGACUACAACUCGUCCUCUGUCGCGGACGACAUCAUCGCCGCUCUCGAGGGAACCGAGUUCGCUGGCAUCUGCGACGCGAUCGGCACACCUGACGCUGCGAAGGCAUGGACGCCUGUCUACAGGAAGCUCGGCGGCAAGUACGGGUCUGUGAUGCCGGGCGCUCAGGGCCUGCCUGACGGUAUCGAGGGCACGAGUGUCUUCGCACCGAGUAUUGCGCUCGAUGAUAGGUACAUUGGCGACGUUGUGUGGGCGAAGUGGGUGCCAGAAGCUUUGCAAAAGGGUACUCUCAAGGCGCAACCUGAGGCAAUCGUUGUCAAAGGCGGUCUAGAGUCCGUGCAGGAGGGCCUGAACAAGCAAAAGGCUGGUGUUAGCUUUGGCAAGAUUGUCGUGGAGCUCUAGGAAGGCAGCCCUUCAGUACGAGCUCUGACGAUUAAGACGUCGUUAGAUGAUUGAAGCGAAUAAAUUCGGUAUCGACGUUAUUCUUGUGUCUCUCGUUCCCUCUUUCCGCGCGUACGAGCCGCUUGUCUUCGGUCAGGAGCACCGCGACGCUGGCGUCGACCUUGUCGACUGUGAGCGAGAUGGGCAUCGCGCGUGGACGAGUGGAUGUGGUCGUGUGUUGUGACGACGUCGCGCAUGUUGCUCCCAGCCUUCGUGCCGGGCUGACAUUCGCUGACUCAUGGGCGGACAAAAGAGGUGCGAUCUCGCUUAGUUUCGCC